AUAUAUAUUUUUUUUUUUUUUAGAUCCUUUGAUGUGCCCUCAUUAACAGAAGAGUCAUUGGCGACAUUAAAUGAUGGGAUGUGGCUGAAUGACAUUGUUAUGGACAUUCAGUUGAGAUCUGUUCAUGAUGAAUUACGACCACAUAGCAGGCGAAAAUCUUUGAUCUACCCAGUGCACUUUUACAGUAAGCUGAAAAACAGUGGGUACACAGAUGUCAUCAGAUGGACAAAGCAUGAGGACAUUUUUCGUAAGGACUAUCUUUUGAUAGUUGAAAAUGCCUUUGGAAAUCACUGGAGACUCAUGAUUGUGUGCUUCCCUGGAAAUGAAGAAGGGGAAUAUAUCAAAACUGGGCGAAAAAUGGUAGAAAAGAGGCCUUGCAUUUUAAUGCUAGACUCCAAGCCUGCGCAAGUGAGUGAUAGCAUGGAGGUUUUCCAAAAUAUACGAAGUUACUUAACAGGAAUGUGGAAAAACACACAAAAAAAGCCCCGGACAUUUUCGGCGGCUUCUAUGCCAGCCCUGAAAGUACGGGUACCUAAACAGCAGGGAAACUGCUCUGAAUGUGGCAUAUUUGUAUUACUCUGUGCAGAGCACUUUCUGAAUGAUCCUCCCAAAGAACUAAUCAAUGAGCUUGACUGUACAACCUGGUUUACGCUGGCAGAUGCAUUUUCAAGGCGUGCACAAAUCAGGGACAAAAUGCGAAGAUGUUUAGAAGCACGUGAAAGAGACACAGAGGAAAUCAUAGCAGAAGAAAGAGAAGGUGAAAAACAGCAAAACAUUUUUGAGAGAGGAAGAGAAGCAGAGGAAGAUGAAGCAGGAGAAAGUGAAAAACAGCAAAACAUUUUUGAGAGAGGGAGAGAAGCAGAGAAAAACAAAGCAGAAGAAAGUGAAAAACAGGAAAACAUUUUUGAGAGAGUGAGAGAAGCACAGGAAAACGAAGCAGAAGAAAGUGAAGAGGAAUGGCAAGUGGAAAAUAUAACCAAGGAAAGUGAAAUAGAAUGUAGAGAGAAAGAAAAUAAACAUACAACAAGAGAAGAGAACAAAACAGCUCAGGGAAGAAGCUACACCGUCCUGGGAAGGCUAUCAGUCCCAGGCACGAAAAGGAAAUACACAGUCACUCAGGAUGAAAUAAAACGAAGAAUCAUUACAGAAAACAUGUCAAACAACAUGUUAAGAAGCCUGAUUAGGGUUCGUAAAGAGGAUCUCCCAGAGGAGCUUAGACUACAAAGACCAAAAAAGCUAAGACAAAAAUGAGCAUCUUCUCUGCCCUCAGUGAAGGGGAGGCCACAGAUUUAGCCCAGGAGCUGGGAGCAACGCUUGGGCGACAUGUCAACCUAGACAUGGGUACAAUUGUUCCAAGUGCAGAGGCAGAGGUUGCAAAGAAUGCACUCUGCACCCUCCAGUCCUUGCUGAGGGAAAGACUGGGAGAUGAAUCCCCUUUUAGUCUCAUCACACAUACAUUUGGACCACAAAUUCUUGAUGUUGUCAUCUCAUUUUUAAUCAGUCAGUUUAAGUAGCUC
Messenger RNA from Misgurnus anguillicaudatus (oriental weatherfish), 1517 nucleotides. Its product is annotated as sentrin-specific protease 7. Gene Ontology annotation, biological process: proteolysis. The record is from RefSeq and is a predicted model, not a curated record. Gene Ontology annotation, molecular function: cysteine-type peptidase activity. Lineage: Eukaryota; Metazoa; Chordata; Actinopteri; Cypriniformes; Cobitidae.